GCCACAGUCGCAAACUACCUCCAAGCAGACGAUUUCCAAAUUCAGCGAGCGGCGCAGUAGCACACGAGUGCAGAAAUGCUGGUUUCCGGUGCGAGUCUGCUGGGACACUGACAAACUCGGGCUGAGAUUCGGACCGCUGGAGGAGCAGGAGGGUGGCUUGCCUGUGAGGAACAUCCUGAAGGCAAGCUGGGCCCAUGGUGUCAGGCUCAAGCCUGGAGAUUGGCUCAUCAGCAUCAAUGGCGAUGCUGUCGCGAAGAUGCGUGAGGAUGUAUGCUUCGAGCUUCUCCAGCGACAUCGCCCUCUACGCCUGCUCUUCGCCCGGAAAUGCCUCAAGAGCGCAACUCCCAAGCUCAAGCGGCCGAACAAGAUCGCUGUGAAGCUAGACGAGGCCAUCCUCUACUCCAAGCAGCAUCCUCCUCCGGAACCCAUUAGCGAGCAACCGGAACAUGAGGAGGAAGCCAAUGCUGAGGAGGCAGCGGCAGAGGAAGUGCGACAAAAUGCUGCUGCUUCCUCUUCAUCAGCUGCUUCCGCUGAUGAGGCAAGCAGCAUCCCCGCCCCGACGGCGGCGCAGCCCAAUGUUGAGACAACAGCGCAGCCCACAGGUGGAGAUGCAUCACCUCAGCAGGCAGCAGCAGGUGAAGAUGCCGAGAGUCAUGGCAUCGCCGAGGCCAGUCCAGUUGCAACCAGCACUCAGGACCAUUUGGGAUCCACUGUCUUCUCUGACCAGUACGGCGACGAUGAGUGGGAUGACUUCGAGCCAGAGGACUCGUUUGAGGAGGUGGAGACCCAGCCUGCGGCGGAUGUCACUGCAGAAGUGCGGGACUUUCCAGGAGCUGGGGAGGCAGAGCCAGAGGAGCUGAUGCCAGGCCGGGAGGAAACAGAUCUGGAAGAGCCAGAUGCAGGAACUUUGAAGCUAUCACCCGAGGCGGUGCCCGCAGGCACAGCAGAGGCAGAGGUAGAAGACUCAAACCAAGUUACUUUGAAGCUGCCGCUCGACCCGGACGCAGAUCCGGAAAAUUCUGGAGCUCCUGAUUCGCCCGAAGCAAACAGCGCCAGAGAGAGUCAGGCGCAGCUGACAGUGCGCUCGAGUGCUUUCUCCGAGAAGUAUGACGGGGAUUGGGACGAUGAGUUUGAGGGCGAAGAGGAGGCCGAGGAGGCGACCGAGCAACACGUGACUUUCGAUCCUGAGGUUGAAACCGCCGGAAUCGACGGGGUGGAGGCAUCUGGCAAGGCCCCUCGUCAAGGCACGGGCUUUGUCAGAAUGACUGACCUUCCCGACGACGACGAAGAUGACGAGUCGGAGGCAGCGGCAAAGAAUGUGACGUUUUCACCA
Messenger RNA from Symbiodinium pilosum, 1333 nucleotides. The record is from the annotation of a GenBank genome assembly. Lineage: Eukaryota; Dinophyceae; Suessiales; Symbiodiniaceae.